AGAUCACCCAGCGCAAGUCAGAGGCGGCUGGUGUGGCAGAGGGAUACAAGGCCUACCUGGAGGGCAGGUGCGUGCAGUGGCUGGGCAUCUACCUGGAGAACGGGAAGGAGACGCUGCAGCGCGCAGACCCCCCGAAGGCACACGUGACCCACCACCCCACUUCUGACCGUGAGGCCACCCUGAGGUGCUGGGCCCUGGGCUUCUACCCUGCGGAGAUCUCCCUGACCUGGCAGCGGGAUGGGGAGGACCAGACCCAGGACAUGGAGCUGGUGGAGACCAGGCCUGCAGGGGACGGAACCUUCCAGAAGUGGGCGGCCGUGGUGGUGCCUUCUGGAGAGGAGCAGAGAUACACGUGCCACGUGCAGCACGAGGGGCUGCCUGAGCCCCUCACCCUGAGAUGGGAGCCGCGUCCUCAGUCACCCCUUCUCAUCGUGGGAAUCGUCGCUGGCCUGGUUCUCCUUGGAGUUCUGGUCACGGGAGCCAUUGUGAUCUGGAGGAGGAGCUCAGGAGGAAACUACUCUCAGGCUGCCUGCAGCGACAGUGCCCAGGGCUCUGAUGUGUCUCUCACGGCUCCUAAAGUGUGAGACGGCGGCCUGUGAGGACAGAGGGACACGGGAUUGCUCAGUCUCUGCACCCGCCACUGUGACGUCAGUGGCCCCG
This is a messenger RNA of Tupaia belangeri chinensis (Chinese tree shrew), 660 nucleotides long. Its product is annotated as patr class I histocompatibility antigen, A-126 alpha chain. The record is from RefSeq and is a predicted model, not a curated record. Gene Ontology annotation, molecular function: peptide antigen binding; signaling receptor binding. Gene Ontology annotation, biological process: antigen processing and presentation of endogenous peptide antigen via MHC class Ib; immune response; positive regulation of T cell mediated cytotoxicity. Bases 261 to 584 code for a protein of 107 amino acids. Lineage: Eukaryota; Metazoa; Chordata; Mammalia; Scandentia; Tupaiidae. Gene Ontology annotation, cellular component: external side of plasma membrane. The transcript is spliced from 6 exons.